GUGUCAUUCAAACGGAGACUGAAGGCGAGUCUAACACUUCAACUCCAACAAAAUUCUUCGUUAGAGAAAGGAAGGAAUCAAAGGUCGGCAACUGCUCACUUUUCGUCAAGUUAAAUUUCCUUCUGCUCAUACACUACAUCGCCAAUUCUCUUCCGUCUUGCUUCGCCUAUCCAACUUCACCAUGGCCGAGACCCACCACUUCGACGUAGCCCGCCUGUUUGGCGUAAAGGACUUCACGGCCGUAGUCACAGGAGGCGGCACAGGAAUCGGGCUCAUGGCCACGCAAGCCCUCGCCGCCAACGGAGCAAAAGUCUACAUCACGGGCCGCAGAACAGACGCCCUUGAGACCGCAGCUAAGACGCAUCGUCCGUCCUCUAGCGGAGGGCAGAUCAUCCCCAUUGGCCCCUGCGAUGUGACGAGCAAGGACGACCUGGAGAGACUGGUCAAGGACUUAGGCGAGAAGGAGAAGUACAUCGACCUUCUCGUCUGCAACGCUGGCGUGUCAGGGCCCAAGGCGGAGCCCGAUACGGGACAUGCUGGAGAUUUGAAAGAAAAGCUGUGGCACAACGAGUCGGUUGAUCAGUGGCAGGACACGUACAAGACGGACGUGACGUCGGUGUACUUCACCACGGUGGCGUUCCUGCCACUACUACAAGCGGGUAUCCGACCAAAGGGCAACCUUGAGCCAUUCGCGCCGAGCGUCAUUACCAUUUCGUCCAUGUCAGGAAUUAUGCGGGAUGCGCAGGGCCAUUUCAGCUACAACACUGCCAAGGGCGCGACGGUGCACUUGACGAAGCUGAUGUCGUCUGAGUUCCAGAAAGCGGGCAUUCGGGUCAACUCGAUUGCGCCUGGGUAUUUCCCUUCGGAGAUGACGGUCAAGGAGAGUGACGAUCGCCAGAAGAGUCAUAUGCCGCCUGAGAAGAUCCGGGAGAAGGGUCACGUGCCGAUUCAGCGCGCAGGACGCGAGGAGGAGAUGGGCAUGACGGUGCUGUACCUAGCCAAGAAUCAGUAUGUGAACGGGGAGAUCAUCGCGGUGGACGGAGGUGUCUUGAACGAGCUUGGAGGAAGAUGACAAGGCACGGGACUCCGGGGGGAACAUAGAGUCGUCAAACGACAGGCACACUUGGCGGACUGAGGGGAAAUACAUGUUUUGCC
Pseudomassariella vexata is the source of this 1155-nucleotide messenger RNA. RefSeq lists its product as uncharacterized. The coding region runs from base 182 to 1072 and encodes 296 amino acids. The record is from RefSeq and is a predicted model, not a curated record. The transcript has a single exon. Lineage: Eukaryota; Fungi; Ascomycota; Sordariomycetes; Amphisphaeriales; Pseudomassariaceae.